AGCGCACAGCAGAGACCGCCCGAGCGCGGCUUUCCCUGGCCAGGUCUGCUUACUGCCCCGGGUCAUUUUAACUGUGUGUCCGAGGGCGAUCUCGGAGCGCGCUUUUGGACAAGCUCUGCCUGCCGUGUCGAAGGGUGCAGACAGAAACCGUGCUCCUCUGGAAGGGGGCUGGCCUGUCAGCUUUCUGUCAGCAGCUGACCUCCAGAACUGGUGCUUCUCAGCUUGCAGGUGAAAACGCCUCCCUACAGGGAGGGGUCUGCCCCAGCCCCUGAGCACUGGUAACGCCAGGACUCCCUCUUUUGCAGGAAGAAGAUCACCCAGAAGAGGAGCGGGCUCUUUAUGAUCCUGUGCCUCAUCUUCGUAGCCGCUCUCGCUGGGGCCUACUGCGGGACCUCGCUGCCCGUGAGGGUGCUGUGGGCAGAGAAGGUGCCACAGGUGCUGCUGGAGCAGCCUGUGGGCGAGCUGAAGGCCAUGUGGAACGCGGUUGCUCUGCUGGAGGAACAAGCCCAGGAGGUGCAAGAGCUGAGGAAGGAGAUGGCGUGCCUGGUUGCACAGAUGAGCCGUGUGAAGAAGGAACUUGAGGACAUGAGAACGGCAAUGUCUGCGAUGCCUUUGGAAGAGAACGUCCCGGUGUCUGCCUGGGCUCUGAAAAGCACAGGGGUCACCAUCGACCUGCAGAGAUCACCCAGGAGCUAUGCAUGGCCCUGCCGCGUGUUCCGGUUCCUUUGUGAUCUGAACCGUCCGAAUACUUUUGUGCAGCUGGACGUUUCCCCGGGAUACUGCUGGCCUUUCCAAACGUCUCGGAGCCAGCUGGUCAUUAGGUUGCCCGCACGAGUCCAACCAACCGCGAUCACUGUGCAGCACCCCUUGAAGAAGUCCUCUGCGCUCGGGGACAUCAGCAGCGCCCCCCGAGAUUUCACCGUCUCUGGAGCGGAUGAGGAAGGAGAAGAGGGAACUCUGCUCGGGACGUUCAGCUACGACAUAGAGAAAGAGCCGACCCAGACCUUCCCUCUGCAGAAUGAGCUUCCCAGAGCCUUUCGGUUUAUCAGGCUUGUCGUACGGAGCACCUGGGGAAAGUCAGGCUACACCUGCAUUUCUCGAGUGCAGGUUCAUGGGAAUACAAUGGGAAAGAACGCCAUCGGCCAGGCAUGAGACGACCUUCUACUGUAAAAAUAAAAAAUGAAAAAACCGAGAAGAAAUCCCCGGAGCAGAGGACUGCGGCUGUUAGUCUGGAGGAGAGCGAUGUCCUUCCACGGGCCCUCUCAAAGGCCACACGGGGUCUAGACAUAGCCGGGAACCUGGGCGGGCCUGAGAGGCGUGCGGAGACCUGGGCGAAGGGGGGUGUCCGUGAGGAAUUCCGUGCACAACCAGGGAGAAGCUUCUCUGAUUGUUUGAGGGGCACACCAAGCCGCUCGCCUUCUUGGCUGUGUCUGGCACGGUGGGCCGGUUUUGCCCAUUGCCGAGGCGGCUGGAUCUGGCUGUCACCGGCUCAGGGCAGUGUCCGCCAGGCAUCGGCAUCCGAUCCGUGCGCACUGGUGUGGCAGCCCCACGUAGGACCCUCCGCCGAGGAGCAGCCAGCCCUCCGGGGGCAUCCUAGCUCAGCUCUCCCCGCUCCCUCCGCCAUGCCCGUGGUGCCUCCCCAGGCACAGCCCUCUGGCCUGCCAGGGA
This is a messenger RNA of Aquila chrysaetos chrysaetos, 1668 nucleotides long. RefSeq names its product sperm-associated antigen 4 protein-like. Bases 340 to 1152 code for a protein of 270 amino acids. Gene Ontology annotation, cellular component: meiotic nuclear membrane microtubule tethering complex; nuclear envelope. The transcript has 9 exons. Gene Ontology annotation, molecular function: protein-membrane adaptor activity. The record is from RefSeq and is a predicted model, not a curated record. Lineage: Eukaryota; Metazoa; Chordata; Aves; Accipitriformes; Accipitridae. Gene Ontology annotation, biological process: nuclear envelope organization.